This is a messenger RNA of Scheffersomyces coipomensis, 1071 nucleotides long. RefSeq lists its product as uncharacterized. The transcript has a single exon. Gene Ontology annotation, molecular function: phospholipid scramblase activity. The coding region runs from base 1 to 1071 and encodes 356 amino acids. NCBI's taxonomy places the organism in Eukaryota, Fungi, Ascomycota, Pichiomycetes, Serinales, Debaryomycetaceae. Gene Ontology annotation, biological process: plasma membrane phospholipid scrambling. Gene Ontology annotation, cellular component: plasma membrane. The record is from RefSeq and is a predicted model, not a curated record.
AUGAUACAACUAUCAAGAUAUAGACCUUUAAUCAAUCGAACUUUACCCCUUAUUUAUAAACGUACAUCAUCACCACCAGCGGCCUUUUUCUCCACUUUCAUAAAUCAUACUCAAUUUGCUCGAAAGACAAGGAUAACUACUGAAAUAUCAGAUGACGAAGUCAAACGAUUCCAACAAAGUCAAUUAAAUAAGAAUCAAUCGGGAGAGAAGACAGGUUUCUAUUAUCAUGAUAAACCAUCUACUCAUACUGAAUCAUACCAAAAUGAACCUGCUCAAUUCCAUACCGUAUUCAAUAUCCCACCCAAUGAUAAUGGACUUAUAACUCAUGAUGAUGGAAUAUAUCAAUUAUUAAAAGAACCCACCCUUGUCAUUGAAAGACAAGUAGAAUUCAUGAAUUUAUUCCUUGGAUUCGAACAAGCUAAUCGAUAUAAAAUAUUCAAUUCAUUAGGUGAACAAAUUGGUUAUAUGGAAGAGAAAGAUAUUGGAUUAAUGAAAGUUUUAGGAAGACAAUUCUUUAGAUUACAUCGUCCCUUUGAUAUUGAUGUGUUCAAUAUGUAUGGAGAUCUUUUAUUAACUAUCAAACGUCCAUUUUCAUUCAUAAAUAGUCAUAUUAAAGCAUACUUACCCGGGUAUGAUGAAGAUAAUAAUAUCAUGUUUGAAAAUAUCGGUGAAUCAGUUCAAAGUUGGCAUUUAUGGAGAAGAAGGUACGAUUUGUUUAAAUUAGAAGAUGAUGAUGAUAAGGAUUAUCAACAAUUUGGAUCGAUUGAUGCUCCAUUUUUAUCGUUUGAUUUCCCCGUAAAGAAUGAAAAAGGUGAUGUUAUAGCUUCUGUGGAUAGAAAUUGGGUAGGCUUAGGUAGAGAAAUGUUUACUGAUACCGGAGUUUAUAUCAUUAGAAUGGAUCCUGCCAGUUUUGCUGGUAUGGGUGAUUUAUACCCAUCGGUGGCAGGUCCAUUAACUUUAGAUCAAAGAGCUAUAUUAUUAGGUAAUGCCGUAAGUAUUGAUUUUGAUUAUUUUUCAAGACAUAGUAAUUCUGGUGGAUUAGGUUUCUUUUCAUUUGGAUCAAGUGAAUGA